ACUUCACUGCAAAAAGAUGUCAAGUUGUGGGUAAUGGGAAACAGCUAGGAAUAGAGGCAAGGCAGCAGCUUGGGUGAGCAGUGCAUGAAGGAUUGCUGCAGGGUGUUGGGAGGAGCCUUGCGUCUGCCCCGCACAAACAUGGCGGCGCUCAUCCUGCACUAGGCCUGUGCGGGGCAACGGGCUCCGAUCGGCUGGACAUAACGUACCUGGGGAUUGCCAAUUUUACCUUAUUUACUUUUUGCUGUGGAGAAGCAGGCACGUUAAAAAUUAAAACAUGCCAUAUCGUAACCAAGUUCGAAUUCUGUACUUGAAUCGUCAUGACAAGCUUGAAAGAACGCUUUUUCGGCUCAAACAAGGGUAUGAACUACAAUUUCACCUGGGUCCGUCUUUACAAGGAAAAGGUAUCCAGGUGCACACAAACUAUCCGCUAGACACACAAAAGUUUGAACGGCAUCAGUUUCACUUGCUUAAGUGGCAGAAUACAAGCGAAGGAGAUGACUCUGAUAAAUACUGUGCAAUCAUUCUGCGGAUGUCUGGAUCAUUUCAAUUUCAUUUUACCGAAGGAAACAACCAAAAGGAAAGUUCAGGCUAUAUAAUCGUAGAUCCUAUUCUGUACGUUGGACAUGACAAUCAAGUUCUGACACUGGAUAGCAUAUGUGCCCAGACAUUCUUGUCCAAAUGUUUGGGACCAUUGGAUGAAUGGGAAGAUAGGCUAAACGUUUCCAAACACUCAGGUUAUAAUAUGAUCCAUUUUACACCAACGCAAACUCUUGGAUUAUCCAGGUCAUGUUAUUCCUUAGCUGACCAGUUGGAACUAAACCCUGAAUUUUCUCGGGCUGACAAAACUUUCAAUUGGAAUGACGUUGCAAGGCUAGUGGAGAAGUUAAAGAAUGAAUGGAAUGUACUCUGCAUAACGGAUGUGGUCUACAAUCAUACAGCUUCCAACAGCCCUUGGCUGACGAAACACCCAGAAUGUUCCUACAACAUUUUGAAUUCCCCGCAUUUAAAACCUGCAUGGCUUUUAGACCGAGCAUUGUGGCAUUUAACUCUUGACGUGGCCAAAGGAAACUAUCAGGGCAGAGGACUACCUGCUCAUGUUGAAAAUGAACACCACCUUAAUAUUAUUCGUCAAAUCAUCUGGGAGGACAUUUUUUCCAAAUUGCGUUUAUGGGAAUUCUUUCAAGUGAAUGUUGACAAAGUUGUUGCUGACUUCCGCAAUGUACUUAUCAAUGGUGAGAAGAAGAAGUGUGACACUAGACAGAAUCUAAAGGUUAUCCAGGACCCUGAAUUUAAAAGAUUUGGCUGCGUUGUUAAUAUGAGUUUACUAUUGAAAAUGUUUGUACCUCAUGGUAAUAGCCCUCAUGAGAUAGAUGAAUGCUGUGGCUGGGUCCAUCGAAAAAUGGAAGAGUUAAAUAUGGAACGUUAUCACGAAGUACAUAGUCAUCAAGAGCAGGCUGUCAAUUGCGUAUUGGGGACCAUAACCUAUGAACGUCUAGCAGGCCAUGGCCCCAAACUUGGACCUGUUACAGCAAAAGAUCCUUUAGUAACGAGGUACUUUACAUACGAUUUUGAAGAAGUGCCCUUCGAAGAGGAAGAACCAAUGAUGUAUCAGCCAGAAAAGGCCGUAUACUUUAUGGCACAUAAUGGCUGGGUAAUGGGUGAUGAUCCUUUGAGAAACUUUGCAGAGCCAGGUUCUAAUGUUUACCUAAGAAGAGAAUUAAUUUGCUGGGGUGACAGCGUUAAACUGCGAUAUGGAAAGAAGCCAGAAGACUGCCCUUACCUUUGGGCUCACAUGCAGAAGUAUACAGAAAUAACCGCCAAGGUCUUCCACGGGGUGCGGUUAGACAACUGCCAUUCAACACCGAUACGUGUGGCUGAGUACAUGCUGGACAGUGCUAGAAGACUGCGACCUAACUUGUAUGUAGUGGCAGAACUCUUCACUGGAAGUGAAGAUAUGGACAAUGUCUUUGUGACCAAACUGGGCAUAAGCUCCUUAAUACGAGAGGCAAUGAGCGCAGGUGACAGCCACGAGGAAGGGAGGCUGGUUUACCGCUAUGGUGGUAUGCCUGUUGGAUCUUUUGCACAACUAUCUGUCAGACCCCUGUUACCCAAAAUUGCUCAUGCAUUGUUUAUGGAUGUUACUCAUGAUAACGAGUCCUUGGUUCAGCGUCGUUCUGCUCAUGAUGCUCUUCCCUGUGCAACCAUUGUUUCAAUGGCUUGCUGUGCCUCAGGAAGUACAAUGGGUUUUGAUCACUUAGUUCCACAUCAGAUAUCUGUGGUGGAGGAAGAAAGGCUAUAUCCAAAAUAUAAUCCUAAUGCACUUCCAGAUUCUCCAGGGGAGCUCAAUGAAAAGUGUGGAAUCAUUGCAGGAAAACGAGCAAUCAACUUACUUCAUCAAGAGCUUGGCGCUGAGUCCUUCAAUCAGGUGUAUGUGGAUCAAGUUGAUGAAGAUAUUGUGGCAGUAACACGACAUUCCCCAAAUAUACAUCGCUCAGUAGUGGCAGUGUCACGUACUGCAUUUAAAGACCCAACAAAUUCCCACUACAAGACUGACCUACCUACAAUGUGCAUCCCAGGUAAAAUCGAAGAGAUUGUGUUGGAGGCCAUGACUGUGCAGCGGGAAACUGCUCCGUACAAAAAAGAUAAGGAUUUUAUCAAUGGAUUGCCACAAUAUACAGUGGAUAUCAGAGAACAUUUGCAGUUAAAACAGAGCAGAAUUGUUACAGCAAAAGAAACUUCUAAAGAGCGGAAUGACUAUGUCUAUGAAAUUAGCUUUGAAAAUUUUCCUCCUGGGAGCGUCAUUAUCUUCCGGGUGAGCCUAGAUCCAGAGGCCCAGUAUGCAGUUGGAAUCCUCCGUUACCAUCUCAUCCAGUUUAAUCCGUUUUAUGAAGCUGGAAGCAUUACCGACCUCAAAGCUCCAUCAGCACUGACUCACGCCUUUAUAGCAGAUGCUGCCAAUCUUUCGUUGACUGACCUUAACAUGUUGCUAUAUCGAUGCGAUUUUGAGGAACAGGAAGAUGGCGGAGGCUGCUAUAAUAUUUCAAAUUUUGGACCUCUGAAGUAUGCGGGUUUGCAAGGGUUCCUGUCAGUACUCGCGGAUAUUAGACCCAAGAAUGACCUGGGACAUCCUUUAUGUGAAAAUUUGAGGGAUGGAGACUGGAUGAUGGACUUCAUAUCCAACCGUUUAAUUGCACGUGGGGGUGCUCUUGAAGUGGUUGGUAAAUGGUUUGACGCAAUGUUUUCUUACCUCAAAAUGCUUCCCCGCUACCUUAUUCCAUGCUACUUCGAUGCUCUCCUUAUAGGAGCUUACUCGGUUAUCGUGCAAGCAACUUUGGACCGAAUGUCAAGCUUUGUCCAGAAUGGCUCGACGUUUGUGAAGCAGCUUGGUAUGGCUUCAAUACAGAUGUGCGGAAUUGGGCGAUUUCCUGCACUUCCCCAACUUUCACCUUCCCUGAAGGGUGUUCCAUACAGACUGAAUUAUAUCACCAAUGAGAAGGAGCAAUGUUGUCCUUCAUUAGCAGCUGGGCUGCCACAUUUUGCUGCUGGUUUAUUCCGCUGUUGGGGUAGAGAUACCUUCAUUUCUCUCAAAGGACUGCUGCUGGUGACAGGACGCGCACCAGAAGCUAGGAAUAUAAUCCUAUCGUUCGCAAGCACUCUGCGACAUGGUCUAAUUCCAAAUUUGCUUGGACAUGGAAUAUAUGCACGAUAUAAUUGUAGAGAUGCUGUCUGGUGGUGGCUUCAAUGCAUUCAAGAUUUCUGCACCUCAGUUGAGAAUGGAGGAGUGGAUAUUCUCAAAUGUGCAGUCUCUCGACUAUAUCCAACUGACAAUUCUCCAGCCCUUGCUCCAGGCACUGUGGAGCAACCACUAUAUGAAGUGAUGCAGGAAGCCUUGCAGCGCCACGUGGAAGGUGUAGAGUACAGAGAAAGAAAUGCUGGACCUCAUAUGGACACGCGCAUGAGAGAUGAAGGUUUCAAUGUUUCUUUUGGGGUGGAUCUAGAAACUGGUUUUGUGUUUGGUGGACAUCGGUACAACUGUGGUACCUGGAUGGAUAACAUGGGGGAGAGCGACAUGGCUCAAAAUAGAGGAGUUCCAGCCACACCACGGGAUGGAUCUGCAGUUGAAAUCAUUGGCCUUUGUAAGUCAACUGUUCGCUGGCUGGCGAACCUUUCCAAAACAUCUUCGUUUCCUUACACUGGAGUCAAGGGACAGCUGAAAGGAAAAGAAGUAUUUAUUACGUAUGAGGAAUGGGACAAAAAAAUACAAGACAACUUUGAAAAGAGCUUCUUUGUUUCUGGGGAUCCUAAUGAUCCCAAUGAAAAAUAUCCCAACUUUGUCCACAAAAAGAACAUUUAUAAAGACACUUAUGGAGCUACCAGCCCAUGGUGUGAUUAUCAACUGAGACCAAACUUUCCUAUAACUAUGGUCGUGGCUCCUGAGCUUUUCACACCAGAAAAAGCAUGGAAAGCUUUAAAAGUUGUAGAGGAUCAUCUACUUGGACCCCUGGGAUUGAAAACUUUAGACCCAGAUGACCAGGUUUAUUGUGGUUUUUACGAUAACUCGAUCGACAAUGGCAACUUCAACAUUGCCAAGGGUUAUAAUUACCAUCAAGGACCGGAAUGGCUGUGGCCUCUCGGGUAUUUCCUUCGUGCAAAGUUGCACUUUUCAAAAAUGAUUGAAGAGAAAUUGUAUGAAGACACUAAAUAUUUAGUGAAACAUGUUCUUUCUCAUCAUUAUGAUCACCUGUCAAAAUCUCCCUGGAAAGGUCUUCCAGAGCUUACAAAUGAAAAUGGAGCGCACUGUCCAUUUAGCUGUGAAACCCAGGCCUGGUCAAUUGCAGUAGUUCUAGAUGUUCUGUAUGAGCUUUGAAGUGCAGUAUUUUUCCUGUUGCUAACCGCAGUGCAGCAGUUUAACUGAAGGUGGUGCUUUCAUGUCUCGCCAUAGUAUUAAAUACCACUUGCCAUUUAACUACGGUUUUUGUGAUACAAUUAAAAACAUCGCUUGAACAGUGCAAACGUGUGACCUUGUACGUGAUAUGGAAUUACGUGUAUGUUCAUGUGGUAUAUUCAGUAUAAAAGGAUUUUUUUUUCAAAUUAUUGAUUCAAUGUUCUUGUGAUCUUAACUAUUUAUAAUCAAGCCUGGCUGUUAGCAACAUUGCAUUAAUCCAAAACUCGUUUUAAAUUGCUAACCUUAGUGCGGAAUAGAAUCUAAAUCUUGACGUUGGAACAGCUUAGGAUAGUUUGAUUAAAAUGGUAGCAAUGCACAAAUCCAAAUUUGAGCCUUUGUUGUAGCUGCCACUGUGAUUGUUUAAUUUGCCAAGAUGCAAAUAACCUGAAAUUAACAUUACAUAUAGAGUUGAAAACUAUAAUUUUAAAGCACUUUCUAUAUUAUUUUAAUUUAACAGUGGUGAAUUAAUGUGAAAAAGAAUCAUUAUCUUGUACAACACUGUACCAAUUUUUUUAGGCACUGGAAUGAAAGUUAUUUUAAGUACUUGCAUGAAAAUUGCACAUUUAGAAUUGUAGGAGGGGAAACCUGUGUGUUUAAUGGAAUGAAGGUUGGACAUAAUGUCUUUGAAGUCUUGAUAAUUAGUCAUAACUUCACUGAUUAAGAUUGCCAUCAAGUAUAGAACAAAACUAUAUGCAUGUGUGGACACAAAGUACUGUAGUAACUCAGCGGGUCAGGCAGCAUCUUUGAAGAGAAGGAAUGGGCGACGUUUCGCGUUGAGACCCUUCUUCAGAUUGAUGUCAGGGGAGUGGGCGGGACAGAGAUAGAAUGUAGUCGGAGACAGUAAGACUAGUGGGAGAACUUGGAAGGGGGAGGGGAUGGAGCGGGAAAACAAGGGCUAUUUGAAGUUAGAGAAUUCAAUGUUCAUACCGCUGGGGUGUAAGCUACCCAAGCAAAAUAUGAGGUGCUGUUCCUCCAAUUUACGCUGUGCCUCACUCUGCCAAUGGAGGAGGCCCAGGACAGAAAGGUCAGUUUGGGAAUGGGAGGGGGAGUUAAAUUGUUAAGCAACUGGGAGAUCAGGUAGGUUCUGCGGACUGAGCGGAGGUGUUCAGCGAAAUGAUCGCCGAGCCUGUGCUUGGUUUCGCCGAUGAACAGACGUUGACACCUGGAAUAGCUUACACCUCAGCAGUAUGAACAUUGACUUCUCUAACUUCAAAUAGCCCUUGCUUUCCCUCUCUCUCCAUCCCCUCCCACUUCCAAGUUCUCCCACUAGUCUUAUUGUCUCCGACUACAUUCUAUCUCUGUCCCACCCACUCCUCUGAAAUCAGUCUGAAGAAGGGUCUCGACCCGAAAUGUCACUCAUUCCUUCUCUCCAGAGAUGCUGCUUGUCCCGCUGAGUUACUCCAGCAUUUUGUGUCUACCUUCGAUUUAAAUCGGCAUCUGCAGUUCUUUCCUACACUAUAUGCAUGUGUGUUUUAUAUCCCACUAAGUGUAAAAUUCAGAUACAUAUUAAUGUCUGAUCACUGUCAACGUAUGUAAUUGUAGCAUUUCCAUCAGGUUUUAAAGUCUAUAAGCAUUUACUAUGCAGUUCUUCUCCAAAGGAUUUUGUUGAAUACAGCAUUUGACCAUUUCAAUGCAUUAAAACUAGCAAAUUUUAAUUUUGCCUCAGAAUUAUUAAGUACUCGUCAAGGAGGACAGAUAAUCUAAUUGAGAUAUUUGAUUUUAUCCUUCAUUCAACAUUUGUAACCUUGUUCCUAAGUGUAAUGCUCAACAUUUAUUGUUAAAUUUAUCUUUGAAUAUUGAAAAAACUUGACAUGCUUUUUUUUUCAAAAUUGUUUCACAUUUGCUUGGAAUUGGGGAAAUGUUAAGUUGAAAACAGCAAUUUCUACUACAAACCUUGGAAUUUGCAAAGAUAGCUACGAAUUAAACAUAUAUGGAUAUUACAGCUGUAAUUAAGCAAAAAAUGCUGCAUUAAAUCACUCAUUGUUUUGUG
This is a messenger RNA of Leucoraja erinaceus (little skate), 6935 nucleotides long. RefSeq names its product amylo-alpha-1, 6-glucosidase, 4-alpha-glucanotransferase a (gene agla). Bases 275 to 4867 code for a protein of 1530 amino acids. Gene Ontology annotation, molecular function: amylo-alpha-1,6-glucosidase activity; 4-alpha-glucanotransferase activity. Gene Ontology annotation, biological process: glycogen biosynthetic process; glycogen catabolic process. Lineage: Eukaryota; Metazoa; Chordata; Chondrichthyes; Rajiformes; Rajidae. The record is from RefSeq and is a predicted model, not a curated record. The transcript is spliced from 34 exons.